Molecule: messenger RNA, 489 nt
Organism: Symbiodinium sp. CCMP2592
Lineage: Eukaryota; Dinophyceae; Suessiales; Symbiodiniaceae
Source: the annotation of a GenBank genome assembly
AUGGCGCAAGAAGCCGGAAUGAUUCCAGGCCUCCGCGAACCUGCGAAAAGGAAAGGCCUGCGAGCUCGGGAGCUGGACUUCCACUCCUCUUCACGCACGGUGCAGCUUCCGCAGUACAAGCCAAUGUUUGAUGUGCAUUUGCAGCACCUGUGGGUCAACCCUCGGAUCAGGCAGACCAUGCAAAGCGCGGGCUUCCUCGAUGACGACGGCAAGCCAGUCGAUGUUGAUGCUCACAGACGGAAGUUGUUCGUUAUCGAGCAGGAAUUGGCGCAGGCAGACAUGGUGGAGCGAUACCGCGCCAGAGACAAGGAGAGAAAGCGCGAAGAGAUGAUCAUUUUGGCAAAGCGUCAAGAAGUUCAUCAGCAGCGCAUUGAUGCUGUUCAGGCUGUUCGUGAGGGUCGCCGACGGCGUCGAGAAGUCACUGCGGACGGCAUGGCUAGAAGCACAAGCAGCCUGCCGGCCAUUGGCAACGAUAGCCCUGUCUCCUGA